AUGGCUGCAGUUGAAGGGAAUCUUGGGUCAGCGUUCGUCACCAGAGACACGCUGGCCGCAGAAGGUGUCUAUGAGAUGUUCAUUCCUGGAUUCGGUGUUCUGUCCCGUAUCAUUUCUACACUCUUUCACAUUGAUAUAUCGCAAUAUCUCCCCUUUCUGUUCAUCGCGGCCCUGACAAUCGCCGCGUCUCGGUACUUUUUUGAUGGCGUCUCCGACUUCGUGCACAACCAUUUCAUGUCCUCGGUGCAGGUCCAGGUCGAUGAUGAAAUAUACAACUACCUGAUGUAUUGGGUGUCGAAGCAGCAGUUCGUCAGCCGGUCGACAGAUAUCUUCGCUUCCAGCUCAAUGGAGAGCGAAUGGGACAAGAUCAAGCCCAUCCAUUUCACGCCUGCUCUUGGGACGCACUACUUCUGGUACAAGGGACGUUUCCUCACGAUCGACCGAGCCAGGGAGAAAAUGCAGAUGUGGACCGAGACACUCCGAAUCUCUUGUCUGGGCCGGAACACGGAGUUUCUACGAGAGUUGAUACGUGAAGCCCAGCUGAGCUAUCUGAAACGGGACGUGGAUAAGACGAUUAUCUAUCGGUGGACGAAGGCAGACCCCUCAUCAUCGCCAAGCUGGACGAGAUGUAUGGCACGACAUCCGAGACCGCUAUCCAGUGUCGUUUUGGACCAGGAGCAGAAAGAUGCCUUCCUGAACGACGUCAAGGACUAUCUCCAUCCCUUCACCAAGCGGUGGUAUUCUAACCGUGGCAUUCCGUAUCGUCGAGGAUAUCUCUUCUACGGACCACCGGGAUGCGGAAAGACAAGUCUCUGCUUUGCUGUGGCUGGGUUGCUUGGACUGAAGAUCUAUGUCGCCAACCUUAGCUCUCCGGGCCUGACUGAAGAAGGGUUGGCGUCGCUUUUCGCUACCCUCCCUCGCCGGUGUAUCGUCCUUCUAGAAGACAUCGAUACGGCGGGAAUAACCAAAAGUCGUCUGCAGGCCCCCGCUUCGACUUCCAUUUCACCUUCUUCGCAUUCUUCCACCCCACAAUCUGCCUCCAUACAGGGUCACGCCAGGUCCGAGAACGACGAGGAUGAUGAUGACGGAGAUGGUGCAGGCGGAAGCGGCGGACACGACUCCGCAGUGCAGCUACAGGGCAUCUCGCUUUCCGCACUUCUCAACACCAUCGACGGUGUAGCGUCUAGCGAAGGUCGCAUUCUGGUCAUGACCACAAAUCACGCCGAGAAUCUCGACCCUGCACUGCUCCGGCCUGGGCGCGUUGAUCUGAUGGUCGAGUUCCGCAAUGCAGGCUCAGAUGCUAUUAUCUCUCUGUUCCGAGCCAUCUACUCCGAAAUCGAGGGAGAUUGGGGUGACCACUCUUCCUCCAGUAAGAAGAGCGAGGGUAUGAGAAAUGGAGAAGAGAUCGCCACCAAGACCAAGUCAAACGGAGCCAAGCCAGUCGCUUCGAAGACUGACACAACUCCAAAGGUAGCCGAUCGACACUCUGUGGGGAAGACAUCAGCUACAACAACUACCCCAAGUGCUACCGCUCGGCGACGGACAGGUCAUGGCCUCUCCGCCGAUCAGAUACAUGAGCUCGCCAAGGAGUUUGCGAGACAGAUACCGAACGAGCAGUUCUCUCCCGCCCAUAUACAAGGAUUCAUGUUGUCGCAUAAGGCGUCUCCGCGAGCGGCGGUCGAGCAUGUAGGGGAGUGGGUGGCCAAGCACAGCAAGACCAACAACAAUCAAGGAGCCGAUGCGGUGAAAGUUGAUUAA
Messenger RNA from Arthroderma uncinatum, 1758 nucleotides. RefSeq names its product mitochondrial chaperone ATPase (Bcs1). Gene Ontology annotation, cellular component: mitochondrial inner membrane. Gene Ontology annotation, molecular function: ATP binding; ATP hydrolysis activity. The transcript is spliced from 2 exons. Bases 1 to 1758 code for a protein of 585 amino acids. Gene Ontology annotation, biological process: mitochondrial respiratory chain complex III assembly; protein insertion into mitochondrial inner membrane from matrix. The record is from RefSeq and is a predicted model, not a curated record. Lineage: Eukaryota; Fungi; Ascomycota; Eurotiomycetes; Onygenales; Arthrodermataceae.